Nilaparvata lugens (brown planthopper) is the source of this 2876-nucleotide messenger RNA. RefSeq lists its product as uncharacterized. The transcript is spliced from 4 exons. Bases 649 to 2064 code for a protein of 471 amino acids. The record is from RefSeq and is a predicted model, not a curated record. Lineage: Eukaryota; Metazoa; Arthropoda; Insecta; Hemiptera; Delphacidae.
GGACUUGGCAAUUAUCAUCAUGGGAAAAGGAAACACAAGUUUGAAAUUUUACCAUAUAAUAGUGUAUUUUCCAUCGCUAACGGAAAUACAAAUCCGUGCGAAUACUGCAUAAAAACCUGAAUAAAACUGGAGCCUCCCGGACGCAAGUUAGCAACAUUUUGAUGGGAGACAUUAUUUUUCAACUGGAAGUGAAUUUCUCACGAUAAAAAUUGACACAAAAAAUUCAACCACAUGACCACUAGAGACUAAAGUCCUAAUUCUACACUGUUUUGAAUAAACCCAAUCAAUAAAAAAAUUACAAACCCAUAAUAUAUUUUCUUUCAAUUUUAUCACCAUUGCAGUUCAUCAAUACAUAUAAUAAUCAUUCAUAACAUCAUAGAAACAAUAUCCAUAAUAUAGUAGUUUAAAACUAUGCAACACUUUUUAAGUAUAUUUCUGUAAGUGAACUCUAUAGAAUAAAAAGAACAAAAAGAUAGAAACUGGAAAGUGCAGCCUUUAAACAUAAUAAUUAUAUAGUAUAGUCAAAAACAGCAGUGAGUAUAUAAAAUAUAUUCAUGUUAGAUUGGAUUGAUAGUUUUCUCUUCACAGUUAUUCAAUAUUAUAUAAUUAUUGAUUGAUAUAAUUUCAUAAAGGACUGAGCCAUACUUGAUGGAUUACCGAAAAGCGAUUAAAACUGCUCUGCAAGGGUAUGAUGAACAAACAAUAUCCUUGGAGCGGCAGCUCGCAAUUGCCAAUUCCGAACUCAAGAAAUGUGUUGAACUUCUCAAAAUCAGAGAGGAGCAGAUCUCAAGUUUGGAAUCAGUUGUGGAAGAACUGACAAGUAAUUCCUUGAAAAUGGAAGAAAAAAGAAAAAAGGAAGAUGACAUAACAAUAAGAGAAUUGAGAAUAGCAGUAAAAGAGAAAGAUGAUCAACUUGCAAGACAAACCGAGAGUAUUUCAAGUCAGUUACAGGAAAUUCGACAGAGUAAUAUAAUUUCAAUUCAGAAUAUCGUGAGGGAAUCGACCAGCCAGAUAAAUAAUUUGGAGAGUCAAAUAUUUCAGUUGAAGUCUGCUGAGCAGAGCUACAAGGACGAGAUUGAGAAGCUAAAAGAGACAUUGAAUAAAAAGGAAUUAGAAUUCAAGACGAAUAAAGAACACAUUUUUAGACAAGGAAAAGAAAUCACAAAGUUCAAGAAAGAUAUGGUGGAAAUUUGUGAAGUUAGGAGUAGUAUUUCGCAAAAGUUGAAGCAAUCUGAAGCAACAAUACAAAGUUUACAAGAGCAGAAAGUUGUAUUACAAGACGACAAUAAUCGUAUGAAAUGCGAAAUGGUCGAAAGAAUAAGAUCUCUGGAGGUUUUAUUAGAAGCUAAUAUGAAUCGGAAUCGAGAUUCGCAAUCACAGAUUAUGAAUGCUUUAAGUUUGGUGAGUGAGGACUGCUGCACGAUGAAGAGCUCUCUCAGACGAGUCUCAGGAGAAGCUUUUGCCGAGAGCGUGUCGAUUGGUGUACAAGUGAAGCUCAAUUUCGAUGACAUCUGUUUUGAAGAUACAAUCAUUACACUGAAAAGGAAAAUAACACAAAUGACGCAGAACGAGAUCCAACAAAGUCAACAGAUGCAGUUAAUGGGUUAUCAGCUGCAAGAUAUGGAAGAGGAAAACAAUAAACUGAGAGGAGUGGUUGGAGAUUUGAGGAGGAUGAAAUUGGAGGACAAGAAAGAGAAACAGGAGGAAGAAGAUGAAAGAAGGAUUCAAAGGAUUGAGGACGGUAUAGUUCGGUUGAAGUCGCACAUUGGAGUCCAAAAUAGCCAGGAGGCCCUCCCUCAUUUGCUCAACGAUAUACGGGGAGAGCUGGCCGAGUUGAAAGGGAAGUCCUGGUAUAAAGUUGUGAGACACCCUACUACUGCUGUUUGUGAUGCAAGAGAAGUAGAUCAUAGUGCAUCAUCAAUGAGCAUUCCAACAUGUGUUGUGCAACAUUCUUCUGAUCAGCUACCAACUCAUGUGCCCAGAAUGGAGGAGAGUUUAGCUAGGAGCAAACAGAGGAACCGAGUCAAAUUUGCUGGUCCUAUUCAAAAUAUGAGAAUUUCAUAGAAAUUUUCUUAAAGCCAAUAUUAGUUUAUUUCAGAAGUGAUGUUUUUACAGAUAAAAUACUACUGGAUACGAUACAUCUUCACUUACAGUACCCAAUAAUCUGUAUUAAUACAACAUUAUUAUGCAUUGUUAGGUGGUACGGGAGUAUUCAUAUUAUAAUGUAUCAUGCUUGUUUCAUAUUUUGAGUCUGGUUUCAGUGAAAUAUAUUUUUGAAAAAUGUGUCAACAUUGUGUCCUUAUAGUUUAUCCAAUAGCCUAGUCUACUCUUGUACAAACAAUUCAGUUGAUAAUGAUGCCAUGAAAUAUUUAUUCAAUAACUUAUUAUUGAAACUGAUAUCAGAAAAUUAGAAUUAGUAGUAGGUACGACAAAAAUACAGUAUAAUGUUAGUGAAAUCGCUCAUUCAAUAGCGAAUUUUUCAAGUAGGGGAACAUGCAAAACAAAUAGUUUGACUUGGACUAGACUUAAAAAUCACUCUAAAAUAAUAAAAAACGUGACUGUCACAUGCUGCAGGAUGUAUACAUUAUUAUCAAUGCCUGAAUUCAUAACUAAUGAUUAAUUCUUAAAAUUCUGAAAAUGUGAAUUAAAUUAAUGAAUUUUUUACACUGAAUAGACUGGAACAAAAUAUUUUCCAUGCUUCUUUAUCUUAAAAAACGGGCGUAAAGAAAUAAUAAUAGGGGUAAUUAAAAUUUUAAAAUAUCCAAUGAGUUUUUUUUUAAUUCCAUUUUUAUGAAAAGUAAAGCUAUUCGGAACUGAUAUGAUUGUUAUUGAUCCAUUUUCAAUCAAGAUGAGGCAAUAAUAUUGAAAAAUUCAAG